CCACCAGUGAGCAAACCUCCAUUAACUCCCUCAGAUCCAUACAGUCUGCUGCAUAUUAUACAGUAUAGUGCGCUUUGAAAUUCAACACAAGUAUGGGUGGAGAGAAGCUGGUGGCUUACAUGUUGGUCAGUGUGUUAGGUCUGGCACUAUUGAGGUCAGCGUUUGGUCAGCAUAUGCCAGAAGAACCGUGCUCGGUGCAGAUCCUCGUCCCUGGGCUCAAAGGUGAAGCAGGAGAGAAAGGAGAGAAAGGAGCACCUGGAAGGCCUGGGAGAGUCGGGCCAACUGGAGAGCAAGGUCCCCCUGGAGACAAAGGGCAAAAAGGCAGUCCAGGACGUUUUGGAAAGAUGGGUCCCUCUGGACUCAAAGGUUUAAAAGGUGAUAUGGGGGAUCCAGGACCCAAGGGCCCAAAUGGAGAGCCAGGCGUCCCCUGCGAGUGCGCACCCUUACGGAAAAUGAUUGGAGAAAUGGAUAUUCAAGUGGUGCAAUUAACCAAUGAGCUGAAGUUCAUUAAAAAUGCACUGCCCUCCCCCGCAGCUGUCGCCGGCAUCAAAGAGACAGACAGCAAGGUCUAUCUGCUCGUAAAGGAGGAGAAGCGCUACCGGGAAGCGGAGGUGUUUUGUCAGGGCCGAGGUGGACACCUGGCUAUGCCCAAAGACGCGGCGGCUAACAGAGCCAUCGCCGGCUACGUGACUGACGCGGGCCUCAGUCGCGUGUACAUCGGCAUUAAUGACCUGGAGCGAGAAGGCCACUUUGUUUAUGUGGAGCGCUCACCCAUGACCACUUUCAGCAGGUGGAGAGAAGGCGAGCCCAACAAUGCUUACGACGACGAGGACUGUGUGGAGAUGGUGUCUUCAGGGGAGUGGAUUGAUGUCGCUUGUCAACUCACCAUGUACUUCGUGUGUGAGUUUGACAAGGACACUGUUUGAGCUUCACUGCGCAUUUGUAAAGAGGGGAAAGUCAAGUGUUUAAAAUACUCCAGUGGCAAAUUUCAAUGAGAAAAGGCCACUUUUGUUAUAUCUGACAAAACAUUUUAAGCAUUUGCUAAAUGAUGUGUUUUGUGUCUAGCUCUUAAAACAACAAGUGUUAUUUUUAUACACUAUAUAUAUUGUGUUUUGCCAAAGUUUGGGUUCUGGAGAUGUGGAAUGUUCCUGGUGAGUCUCUAAUGCACACCAAGAAUAGAUUUAUUUGAUCCAAUAUACAGUUAGACACAAAUGUAUGUUCUAUAUUUCUAUGAUUGCUAAAUUUCUAUGAUCCCAAAACAGGCCCGUAGCCAGCCUGGUGAAAGAGAUGGUUCUUUUUUCACAAAAAGUGGGCCUUUUCGCAGUUAUUUGCCUCAUUUUCUAUUUAAGUAAGAGAUUUAAAUACUGUAUUUUAGUGAUAUUUUAAGCACUAUUUUUUUUGCUGAAUUAGCUUGUUGGAUGGUCAUCAUAAUCACCCUUUUUGGUGUACCAAAUAUUUCCUAAAGAUUUAGAAUAACAUUUUUAAAAUACAAAUUAAUUACAUCAUAUAUCAUUAGAAAAAAAAAGAAUAGGGAUCUGUUAAAGUUUUAAAUUAAAAACUGUAGCCGAUUGUCAUUUAUUAGGAAAAUAACAAACUGGCCAGCACGUUCAAUUUUCCUCAGUCAGAAUUUGUCCAUUUCAAUAAAAAAUAAUUCAAAGAUGUAGAAUAAACAUUACUUGUAAAAUGUUUUCUCUAUUUAAAAACAAUACAGUGGUGAAAGAAGACUUCUCUUACUCAGAUUGUGUGUUUUCUUGCACAGCUUGAUGUUGGACUCAUGAAAAAUAUUUGUUAGCAUUGACCAAAACUAAUUAGCUGAAGUCACACAGAAUCAACAGCCAACAGAGAAUUCUGCUCUGUCUUAAAGCCUUUUUUGAAGGGUUAUUUUCGCAAUUUAUAAUGGCAUAUCAGCCAAAAUAGAACAAAUGAGCCCAUUAUGAUAUAAAAUCUGGACCUUUGUCAGUGAGGGGUGGGUCUCCCCCCACCACCUGGCUACAAGCCUGAAAAAAUCGUCAUCAAAUUGUCAUCAUUAAAUCAACCUUUACAUGUUUCAAACCUUUAUGAGUU
This is a messenger RNA of Danio aesculapii, 2064 nucleotides long. RefSeq names its product collectin sub-family member 11 (gene colec11). Lineage: Eukaryota; Metazoa; Chordata; Actinopteri; Cypriniformes; Danionidae. The coding region runs from base 93 to 926 and encodes 277 amino acids. The record is from RefSeq and is a predicted model, not a curated record. The transcript is spliced from 7 exons.